This is a messenger RNA of Diaporthe amygdali, 1806 nucleotides long. RefSeq lists its product as uncharacterized. The record is from RefSeq and is a predicted model, not a curated record. The transcript is spliced from 2 exons. NCBI's taxonomy places the organism in Eukaryota, Fungi, Ascomycota, Sordariomycetes, Diaporthales, Diaporthaceae. Gene Ontology annotation, molecular function: zinc ion binding; DNA-binding transcription factor activity, RNA polymerase II-specific. Bases 1 to 1806 code for a protein of 601 amino acids. Gene Ontology annotation, biological process: regulation of DNA-templated transcription.
AUGCCAGCUGGAGGGGAUCAGGCGUCCACAACGGGCCUUUCAUCGCGGCGCUCGGCCUGUGACCGCUGCCGGGGCCAGAAGCUGGGGUGCCUGCGUGAGGGAAACGACCCGAGCGGGCGGUGCGAUCGAUGCGCUAAGGCUGAUGCCAAAUGCAUUACCACCCCAAUAUAUCACAUGCGGCACUAUACAAUCAGGGAUCACGAUACAGGUGGCCGCUCGACUACAAGCAUGAGUACUACUACCAACACUGGCAGUGCGGCCAUGCCAUCCCACAAGCGUCGCCGACAUCACAACGAUAAUCGGGACAAUCGACGUCAAGAUCAAAGUCAAGGCCAGGGGCCAGCGCGGCCACAAGCUCAGCUCCAAGUGCAAACGGCGUCGGGUACGAACUCGCCCGGACGACUCCAGAAUCGACCAUCUCAAUCUCCAGUCAGCUUCACUCCAGGAUUUGCCACAUUCGAAUGGCCGUCCCUGGAUGCCUUCGGAAAAUCAGAUCAAGGAGCAGCAGCAGGAGCGUCAAGCCAUGUCAGCUCGCCCGAAUGGAGCCCGAUGAUGGAUAUCGUGGCUGGAUCCGCACAACUACCACAUCCGCAUUGUGGACCGACACCCAGAUCACAGACGACAUUGGCCACUCCAGGUUGGGAUGCGAGUGAUCUCAACCUGGAUGACUACUUGGCCGGUGAUUUCACCCACAAGAACGGCUCCGAAGGCGCGAACCCCUCAGAAUGGCCUGCUGGCCUGCGAAGUUCACUUGCAAGUGGAGAAGGAGCGGACGUUCAACACCAGAGGGUGCCUUGGCCUCAAGCUGUCCAAGGAGGAGACAUUCUAGAUCAGUCGUCUCUGGGAGAUCUGGACAUUUGGGGGCUUGGCCUCCCCACGAGCUCCAACUCUACCGAGGAGACUCGCUAUCGUCUGAUGGAAGAGCUAGCUCGGAUCAACCUGGAAUUGGCAACACAACUCCGACGCAUGGUCAAAAGCCCACCUGACGGGACGCUGAAAAUACUUAUUCCCUCCGAGCUUGAGAGACCAGUCGCUUCAGGACACGCCACCACCACCCCGCUGCUGGGGGACAUACUCAACUCUACACGGCGCUAUCUAGACGUUCUAGCCACCGCCACCGACUCUCGGCCGUUUCCUAACCCCUCGCCGGCUGACUUUCAUAAUCUGCUGGCUGCGGCCGCUGUUCCACCGUUGGCAACCUUCGGCACCUCCAUCGAAGCCUCUAAGAUGAGUCGCGGAACAACCACGGCGGCAGUCUCGCCGGACACCAGUAGCACAUCCACAUCUUCCUCUUCUUCUCCCAGCCGUGCCUCGUCCACUCCGCCCAGCAGCCUUAGCUCUGUGACCAAGGCGCCGCCGGACCCGCCCAUGGUAUUCCUCGCUCUCGUCUGCUACGUGCACAUCUUGCGGCUCCACGUUGCUGUCUUCGCACAUAUCCGGCAGUACCUUGAGCUUGUAGCCGACAGCGACCACGGCAGGAUGAGUCCAAUUUCCGGUUUCUGUGGCUUUGAUGAGUGUCCCCUCCAAUCCGGAAAUCUCCAAACCACCAUGUUUAUUCAGAUGGUUACAAACACUUUUGAGAGAAUGGAGAGGCUACUCGGGCUGCCUCGCGAGUUCCACAUUGGCACACGUGACGGCGGUGGAUCCAGCGGCUUGCUUAGUGGUGACGGCUUUCUCGACGUGGCCAAGUCCAUGCUCCGGAAAGAGGAAAUGGGACGUCCAGAAGAAGGCCAGGGCGGAAUCAAGUACCUGCGGAAAACCAUGAAAAAAGCGAAGCGGCUCUUGCGCGACCGCAUUGCUCCAUAG